Molecule: messenger RNA, 591 nt
Organism: Truncatella angustata
Lineage: Eukaryota; Fungi; Ascomycota; Sordariomycetes; Amphisphaeriales; Sporocadaceae
Exons: 1
Coding region: 1-591 (196 amino acids)
Source: RefSeq, a predicted model, not a curated record
AUGGGGGCAGCCCCGUCACGAUUGAUCCGUAUCUCGACCACGACAGGCGCCUAUACGGAUUUGAGGUCGCUAAACCUGACCUCUACGCCGGUCGCCGGCGUAGUCGAUGAAAACUCACAAUACUGGCUUACCAAUGCUGCAAACACAGCCUGGACCCAGGUCGACCUAUUGCCGGGCUCAGCUACGUUUGGGCGAAUCGUAGCAUCUGGUACAUCACCUGCCCCAGCUUAUACAGUUUCCGACUGGGCAUGGAUUCCCGGUACGGCAGGCGGCAACUACCUCUGGGGUGUUUCUUACGAAGCUGGAUUAUUAGGGUUAACAGGUACCUCACGCUUAAUGGCAUGGAAUCGAUCUACCAAGAUUUGGACAACGUCAACAGCGAUCACAGGUGUUCUAAGUGGCAGUUUGAUAAACUACCAGUCAGUCUUCGCGGGUGGAACAGACACGCUGUACGCUGCCGAUUCGUCGACUGGACAAUUAUACACAUUCCCUCUUCCUGGAUCAGGCCUCGCUACCGCACAGGUUGCUUUAGGUAAUAGUUUUGGCCUCGCAACAAUAGCCGAUGGUGCUAGGUGUGCUGCCGCUAAUUAA